CUGAGCUGAGCUCCAGAAGGACAGGAAAUGCCUGCACAGGAGGAGGAAACGUCUCUAACCAAUGGAGCCCGAACGAACCUCCCUCGCGCUCCGAAUGACAAGCGCGCAGACCUAUUGGUGACCCCGCGAGCGCGCGUCGCCGGUUAUUGGCUGGAGCAGGGCAGAGAGGAGCGUUUCUCUGAGGGAGAAGUUGGCUGGAGGUGCUGAAGAUGGCGGAUGGAGACAGCGGGAGCGAGCGCGGGGGCCUCCAGCACUUCCAGCGGGAGCAGGAGACCCAGGAGCUGGCGUCCAAGCGCCUGGACAUCCAGAACAAGCGCUUCUACCUGGAUGUCAAGCAGAACGCGAAGGGCCGCUUCAUUAAGAUAGCGGAGGUGGGCGCCGGGGGCUCCAAGAGCCGCCUCACUCUUUCCAUGUCCGUGGCGGCCGAGUUCCGCGACUACUUUGGGGAUUUCAUCGAGCAUUACGCCCAGCUGGGGCCGAGCAGCCCGGAGCAGAUCGCGCAGUCGUCCGCCGGCGAUGACGGAGGCCCGCGGCGGGCGCUGAAGAGCGAGUUCUUGGUACGCGAGAACCGCAAAUACUACCUCGACUUGAAGGAGAACCAGCGCGGGAGGUUCCUGCGCAUCCGCCAGACCGUCAACCGAGGUCCCGGCUUCAGCGUCGGCGGAGGAGGGGCCGGUCCCGGCGGCGGCGUGCAGGCCGGCCAAACCAUCGCGCUGCCGGCGCAGGGCUUGAUCGAGUUCCUACACCCGAUCUCAAAGGGAACCCACCGACAGCGCGGGGAGCACGGGGGACUCAGUGGGGGGCUCGGGGCCGCGGGGGGCUACGGCGAGCUCCCCGAGGGCACGUCCAUCAUGGUGGACUCCAAGAGGUUCUUCUUCGAUGUGGGCUCCAACAAGUACGGCGUGUUCCUGAGGGUCAGCGAGGUCAAGCCCAGUUACAGGAACUCCAUCACCAUCCCCUUCAAAGCCUGGGGGAAGUUCGGGGGAGCCUUCUGCCGCUACGCCGAGGAGAUGAAGGAGAUCCAGGAGAGACACCGGGAUAAGAUGUACGAGAGGAGAGAGGAGUCCGAGGGCGAGGAUGUGGACGACGACUGACCCCAGGAGAUGUGUGAAACAAUAAGUGCAUGAACUGAACUCAAAUAGCCUACUAAAAUAUUCAUCGGACAGAAAAAUAGAUCUGUGAAGUUUCUGUGUGGUGAGGGGUGGGGGGGGGUCGUCUAAGUUUGAAGCCGUGGGGUGAAAGAUGUCUCGUGGGGUUUGAUUUAUUCCUAAUGCUGCCCUGUCCUGUGAAACCAGCAAGUUUAAUUGUCUUAGCUCACAAUUAAACUUUUGUUGCAUCAACACCAAGGCUGCUGAAUUUCAAAAGCAGCACGUAUAAGAUAAAACCAGGCUAUAAGGGUGCAAACAUGUUUUUAGAGGGGGAAGUUUAGUAUAUACAGUAUAUAUAUAUAUAUAUAUAGCGUCACUGGUCUUCAUGGUGUGUUUCCUAUCAAGGCAGCAUGGGACUUUCUAAACGUAUACCAGAAGUUUUGUUCCCAGUUUAUUUUUUCCCUUUUAUAGACUGAUGUUCCCCAAGAUGUUCCCUUUUUUGUUCUCACAUCAACAUGACUUUUAUGGUUUGGCCAAUUUGAUUGAGCAUUGAAAAGUUUUAAAUUCAGAUUUGGAGCAUUUUGACCCCCUGGUUUGGAGUUUGUGUGUCUCGGCUGUUCAUGGCGAGACUUUUUAAAGUCUUUAUUACAUGCAUUAUUGAUGAAAAUGGUUGCUUUGUGCACAUCCUUCCACCGGUGCUAUAAAUUGAUGGUGAUAUAUUUUGGUUUUGGGGUCAACAUACAAAAAGCUUAGUCUUUUUCCGACUUGGGUCCAAGUCCCCUCUGAAUAUUUAAGGACAGAUUGCUUCAAUAGAUGAGUAUAAUAGUUAAUAUAAAGGACAGAGCUUCGUGGGUGAAUGUUUUCACCCCGUCCCCUUUUGCAUUGUCUUUUUUUUUAAUUUAUGUGAGAUUGUUCCUUAUCAGAGAAUACGAAAACAAACCAGCAUAUUUUUGAAUACACAAAGUAAAAAUUAUAUAUAAACUACAGAAUUAUUAAAGCUCAAGAAGCUAAUUUUGUAAAAAAGAGAAAUAAGCUGGGAUUGGAAGACUGUCCAGUGUAUUUGUUUUGUGGAAGAUUAGAUUAGCCUCGUGAAACGUCACCCUCCCAAGCUCCUCCCACAACCUUUUUGAGUUUACAGCCCGCACUUCAUUACGUUUUCUCUUUCUACGCGAUUAAUAUCAAACAUCUUUCCGGUGGUCUCGUGCGUCCAUUUCUGUGCAUGCCCGUCCCGCAUUUGCCUUUUUAUUUAAUUUAUUGCUUUCUCUUGCGUAGUAUCUGCAGCUAUAUUAAUGCAAGAUUUCUAUUUAGCCUUUCACCAAAAAUAUUAUAAAAAUAUGGUCUACUUGGUUAUUUUUAUAAUAUUUUUGAGGGAGAAAGAUUGUUAACGACGUUAAACCCAUUUCAUCCAUGCACUUUAGCAAAAACACAAAAUACGAUAUGCUUGCAUCCACGGCGAAGAAUUGAACAACCUUUUUUAUUAAUUUUUAUUUUUUUUUGGGAGCAACAGUGUUUUGUGAAGCCUCCUUUGACCUAAAUGGCAGCUGUUGAAGUCAUGUGUACUGCUGUGAUCCUUCCUAAAACGCAACGAAAACGAAUUGCAUCCCAUGUUAUGAAAUAUUUUCACACACUCUUAUCUGUUGGCCGCAGAAUUGUUAAUGGAUGCCAAUCUCUGCGCUCAUUCUCUGUACUUCCACGAUUGCAGCAGCUGUUUCUCCUCAACAGCACGCUGACUUAGCAGGCCGACUAUUUUAAUGCGAGAAGCAUGAACAGGGUGAGCAUUCCUGCCCUGGCGGCCGUGGAUUCAGCUGUGCCGUUUGCUCUGUAGUGCGGCGAGGCACAAGGGCCUGAUUGUUGAGUCGUUUGCACGCCACUGCAAAUGUUAUUACAUCAGCAGACUGCAUUCUCUGCACGUGAUGAAGCUGUAUAGUGGAGAGAAACCUGUCGUUUGACGUCGUAACAUACAGCAUUGAGUGUUUUCUGUGUAACCUUAAAAAACAGGCCCCGAUUUGGCAGCCAAGCCUAAACGGCAAUAGAAAGCGUGACACAGCAGCUGUUGGCAGGACAUUCUUGCGUUUCCCCCCGCCUGCUCCCCUCCUAAGCUGCUGUUCGGGUUGCUCUGCUAAACUGAGCAUUUGUAGACGGGAGGCACCAUUCGGGACUCGAGGGGGGCUGAGUUGGCUUUAUAACACGACUCGCUGCUCGCUUUAGGUUUUUAAGUUUUUAGUACAUUGUACUUUUAGUACUGGCGUGUCUAAAUCAGCAGCGUUUGUGCAUUCAUUUUGAUUGUAUGACCCAUCAGUACUAAUAGUGAAGUGAAUGUGUCAUGUGGAAAAACUGAGACUAAUUGUUUCAGACAUGCAAAUCACAACAACAAAAAGCCAUUCGAAAGCAUUUUUUCUUCACUUUGAGAGAUGCAUUAAAACCCUCUAGGCUGCUAAACUUCAAAGUGGAGUUGAAUAUCGCAGCACUUUUUUCAUUCGUUUAAAAUACGGAAUCGGGCACAAAUCUCUUGCAGAACACCGGAAAUGGACUUUCUUUCGAUUGAACUUGCCUGUGUUUAUUUCAGAUGUAUUAUAUAUAAAUAUAUAUGUGAGAAUAUGUGCUGUAAAAGUUUGUGUUUGGUUUCCACCUUAUUGUCACUAAACAGAAAAACAAAAAGGGACAGGAAGCAAUACUCAUCCAGAGGGAUGGGAUUAUGAGUUCAUUUCCUGUCAGGCUCUUUGCCGACUCUCACAAUUGGCUGAUUUGUCUUCCUGUUUCCUGAGGUUGGGAUUUGUGUAAAGUUGUGUGGGGCGUCCGCAUACUUUUCGAAUGAACAAUACCUCUGUACCACUGUACGAAAACCUCUGAAAGAAUGUUCUGUUAUUGCAGGUGACUCACCCGAGCUCUUAACAGCAUCCAUGUGUCAACUACGUUUUCCUGAUCAUACGCACAAGAGCAGCAAUUCAUAGAACAAUCUUUAUCGAAAGGUAGCUAUUUUUCCAAUAUCUUAUGUGUUCAGCAGAGAUUUUAACGUCGGAAUGCCCUCGUCUGGUUUAAACUCAGGUUCUUGGCAUUCUCCGUAUAUAUAUAUUUGCUCGAUUCAUUUUCUAUCUGUUACUUGAUACUGAAGUUACGGAGCUACUGCAGGACACUGUCAAGAGCUCAGGUCUCAGAUACUCAAAGUAUCUCCACCCAUCCCAUCAAGCCCCGCCCCCCACACUAGACUGCCUCUAUCAGAACGGGCAGCCUUCCAUUUUACCCAUGGCUAAACCUUUUUUUUCUUUCGGAGAUUUACAAAUCUAUAUUUAGAAAAUGCUAUGUAUGUUUGUAACAGAAUAAAGGAAACUAUAAGUGAUGGAAAGCAAA
Cyprinus carpio (common carp) is the source of this 4436-nucleotide messenger RNA. RefSeq names its product purine-rich element binding protein Bb (gene purbb). Gene Ontology annotation, molecular function: RNA polymerase II transcription regulatory region sequence-specific DNA binding; purine-rich negative regulatory element binding; DNA-binding transcription factor activity, RNA polymerase II-specific. Gene Ontology annotation, cellular component: nucleus. The record is from RefSeq and is a predicted model, not a curated record. Gene Ontology annotation, biological process: regulation of transcription by RNA polymerase II. Lineage: Eukaryota; Metazoa; Chordata; Actinopteri; Cypriniformes; Cyprinidae.